This is a messenger RNA of Parasteatoda tepidariorum (common house spider), 11223 nucleotides long. RefSeq lists its product as uncharacterized. The record is from RefSeq and is a predicted model, not a curated record. NCBI's taxonomy places the organism in Eukaryota, Metazoa, Arthropoda, Arachnida, Araneae, Theridiidae.
UUUCUGCUAUCUCUCUAGCCUCAACCAUAAAUCUCAGUCAUGAAAUACAGAGCUAUAAGCUAACGCAGAAAGCUCGUCACAACAAACAGUGUUAAAAAUGGACCACUUCAAGCAGAUAUGAAAAACCGGGAGAUCCCUAAACUGCGAAAAUAAAGAGUAAAAUAAUGGUAAAAAAUGUUUGGAAUGUCAGAUUCUAAUGGCUUCUGCAAAAAAUCAUUGAAAUGCCGAAAAUCAAUGUCUUUUAAGGAGAAGAAUUUUGCAACAUCUUCAAAUUCUCUAAAUUUUGUUUCAAGCUCUAAUGUUAUAGCGAGUGAUGAUGAAGCAGUCAGUACAUAUACAGAAAGCCCUACAAUUAUGGGAAAGAGGACAAGUAAAGAGUCAAAAUCAGAAAGUAAACUUAAGCCAAGGAAAAAAUUCAAAAAUAAAGAAUUGGUUAAAAGAAAAUCUAAGAAAAAAUUCAUAAGUUCCUCAGAUCCUACAGAAAAAAGGUCAUCUUUUCAAAAUAUAGGCUUACUUGAUUGUUUUAAAAAGAAUCAGGAAACCUUUGAAUCUAGGAAAAAACUGCACUCUAAAACUAAAAACAGAAAUUUACUGAAGAAAAAAACUGAAUCUGUGGACUUAUUAUCUUCUUCAUGUGAUAAAAAUAUUUAUAGUUUGCCUUAUUCGAUGGAAGACACGCCGGGACGAAAUGUUCAAAAAUCUGAAUUCACAGCUGAAAAUGAAGAAAUGUAUUCUUCUGAAAUGCAGACUGGAUCUGAAUUAUUUGAAAUUAGCAAUAUUUCUACAAAACUAGUUGCAGGACGUAAAAAAUUCAAUAUAUUAUCAUUAUGGAAAAAAAGUCACAUUAAAGUUUUGAAAAAUCUAAAGAACUCUCAUUUUUCUGAUAAAAGCAACCCUAAAUUUGCUUAUGAUAUUAUAAAACCAAAUCCUCAAUUUGCUCUGAAGAUAAAAAAGCGUUCAAAUGAAAAAUCUAAGUCAUUAAAACAUAUUGAAAUGUAUGUAAGUGACCAAUCUCCCUAUACUCCAGCCACUCGCCAUAUUACUAAAAAAAGAAAGUGCUUAGGCUCACAUGAGGGUUCUGACCAGUCAUCUUCUAAUAUUCUAAAUUCAUCUGAAACUUUUAAGUCAGAACUACAUAUUCAAUCUGAUAAAAAUAAGAAGAGUUCUGUUAGUUUUAGCGGGUGUCAUUCUUCUCCUAAUUUCAAUAUGUUAGAUUCAAAUUCAUAUGAUGUUUGUGGGAAUAAAAAAUCCAAAUGGCAGCCUAUGAAUGAAAUACCAGAUCAUAGACAUAAAAGUCAAAUUAAUGACGAUAAGAAAUCCCGUGAAUGUGAGACGAUUUCACAAGUUGAUGUGGAUGAACACAGUCUUCAGACAUUAGCUGAUGAUCAGGCAUCCAAUUCUAUUCUCAUAUCAGCUGAAUUUCAAGAGGAGAUCAUUGAUAAUAAUCAGGUAGCCUUAUAUACUGAUGAUAAUAUUCCAUCAUUGGCUUCUCCUAUUAAAAUUAAUUUGUAUCAAAAGAUGUGUGAUAAUUUGGACGCUUCUCUCUAUCCUAGUCACAUUGAUAAAUUAUCGGUAAUAAAAACUGAUUGCCGCAAAAACAGUUUGAGUAUGACUCAGAAUACCACAAGCAAAUGUAAAUUUAAAAAAUCGAAGAUCUCCAACAAAGAAAUUAAAAUUAUCAAUUCUGAAAAAUUAAAUGCAUCUGAUGAGGUUAAAUCUUAUGACUCAAUAUAUGCAUUAGAAAAGAAACAUUUAGAAAAUGAAAAAGGAAGCACCUGUUUUAUAAAAUCGCCACAAUGUGUGCCAGAAACUAACGUGAAGGAAAAAAUAGAUUCCACAGUAAAAUUUAAUUCAAUGUGUGCUGAAAAGGAAGUGCGGGAUGAUGAUUCUCCUGAAUUAUUUAUAAAUACUGACAUUUCCGAUUCUGAAGACAUUAAUUACCCAUCACAUGAUGAUAAAAACAUGAAAAUGGCAGCUAGCUUUCCAGAAAAAAACAUUUAUGGCAAGGAUAGUCUAACUACUCACACUAAACUUGCUGACAAUGAUAUGAUUUCAUUUAAACAUGGUGAAGCUGGUGUGAAUUCUCACGCUCUUGAUAAAGCUCUCCCUAGUGAUAUUACUGAACAUAUUGGAAGUAUUGAUUUCUCAUCCUUCCAGUGCAAAUCUCAAAAAAUAACUAAGGAUUGUUCGGAGAAAAUUGUUGAAAUUAGUCAAACAUCUCCGAUACAAGGCCUUUUUGAACACCAUAAAACUUUUCAUUCUGUAGACCAAGCUAAUGAGAUAAGAACUGUAAAAUCUACUUCUAAAUGUGCUCAAAUUGAUUGUGAGAUUUCUAAUGAUUCUGCUUCCGAUAUCGCUGUUAAAAAAUUUGACGGCUCUUUUAAUUUUCAAAGUUUUUCUAAAGGCAAGACAGAUCCUCUUGUUAAUUCAUCCUGUGAUAAACGUAACUCUUUAAAAGUAGCUGAUAAAAGUGAGUCAGCCAAGUCUAGUCAUAGCAGUGGUAAUCAAGAUUAUUUAAGUGAACAAGAUAUAACUGAUUCCAAAGAUCAAGCUAGUCUAUCGAAUGCUGGUGAAUCCAAUGCUAAAUGGAUUCAGAUUGACUCUUCAGAUGAUUGUAUAUCUGUAGUCACUGCAAAAAACUUUGAUUACUGUUCUGAUACCCAAAAUGUCUCUAAUAGUGACAUCAAAAAUAAAAAUAUGCCUUUUGUUUGUUUAUCAUCUACAGGAAGUAUCAAAAAUAGUUCAAUAGAUCUCCUGAAUGGUAACAGUCAUAAAAAUAGAGACAAUAUUAAAAAUGAAGAAAUUGUGGAUUGUGAAGAUGAAGUAGAUAUGACUGAAACAGAAGAAUCCGUUGCUAAGUGGUUUCCAAUUGAGUAUGAAUCUUCAAAUGAUUCUCCUUCUAAAACUGACAUAGAAGAAUUUAAGAGCUCUUUUGAUGCUGUAAAUUCAAAUUUUUCAUUUAAGAUUUCCUUGAAUUCAUCAAGUAAACAAGAUGAUGCAAAAUUAAAAGACUCUGUUUUACAAGAAUGUUCAUAUAAUGCAAUUGAUUCAAACAUUGGACAUGAUAUUACUGAACCAGUCAUAAAAGACAAAAAAUUGCUUUCCCCUGAUUCAUCUCUUGAGUCAAAUGGCUUAGAUUUAACAAAAAGUAGUAAGGUCGCUGAUAUUAAAUCUGCUCAACAACAAAAUACACACUCAGUUAAUGCUCAGAAAGAUAAUCAUUUAGUUAUUUCAGCAAAUACAGCUGAUGGUCUAACUUUAAAAGAAGACUUCAGUACAAGAAAUUUAGUUCGAAGUACCAGUAGUCAAAUCUGUUCAUUCAGUGAUUCAUCAGAAAAUAAAAAGGGUUUGGAAAUCAAAGUCUUAGAAUCAGAUAGGAUGUCUGAUUCUAAAAUAGGACAUGACAUUAGUGAUGCAGUUUUAGUAGAUGAACAUUCAUUUUCCUUUGAUUACUUUCCUCCUGCACCAACCUGCUCAUAUUCAACUUGGGAGCCUAAAUCUUCUGAAAAGGUAAUUGCCUCUCCUCAUAUUGAUAGAAAUAAUUCUUCAACCUCAGAUGAGACUUCGACUUUAAAUAAAAAGAAACAAAGUCCAAGAAAUAGUGAUAACUUUGUGCCGUCCAUAGAAAUGUUUUGUGAUGACAACACAGUCGAAAUAAUUGAAAAAGUGCCAUUAGUUGAUGUACAAAAGGAAGAUAUAGACAAAAGAGCUCUAACUGUUACAUCUAGCAAUGAUCCAUUAAUCGAAUUACAAGAUGUAUUGUUUGAUUCAGCUAUUGGACAUGAUACAUCAAACAUAUCAAGUAAUAAGCUAAUCAGCUCUGUUGUAAAUGAUGAUAAUACUGAUUUGCCAACUAAAACUUUAAGUGAGACUACACUAAAAAAACGCAACAGCAUUCACACUGCUGUUGUGGAUGAAGAGUGUUUAUCUAUUAGUUCACAAGAAUUAUUUCCAGAUUUAUAUGAUGCUUCUGAAGAUAAAAACUCAACUGAGCGUAUUGUUCUAGAAGAUAACAUAGUUUCAAGUUCUGCUGUUUCCUUCCACAAAAAUAAGGAUUUGGUAGAUGCCCAAUCAAACUCAAAAGUGAUUGACAAAAAUACUUCAAGCUCAUCAGACGAGAUGAUUAAUGAACAGCCAUUGGCUUUUUCAUCAGUAGAUGUCACUUUCUGCAAAACUCCAAGAGAUGCACUGUCACUUGCUGCAAAAGGUAAAAUAGAUGAAUCAACUCUAUCAUAUAGAAAUGAAACAGAAAUAAUCAAAGCAUCAAAUGAUAUAUUUGAUGCCUCAGAUCCAGCUUGUAAUGAUAAAUUCUUUCCUGAAUUGAACUUUUCUGACUUUGUUGAAAAGAAAGUCUCUGACAUUUCUGAAUUCAAUUUUCUCGCAAAUUCUUUGAGUAACGUUGAAGUUGAGAACUCAAAACAAGUAUCAGAUAAUGUUCAAGUGUCUAGUCAAAUGGAAAAAUUACCUGAUAAAAAUGAAAUGCCUCAAAAACCACUGACAGAUGAAGUAAUGGUUAAUGGUAAUGACAGUUUUGAGGCAGACCUUGAAUUAUUUUUUCGUGAGGAGUUGUCAGAAAAGGAUCACAUUAAACAAGCAAAAUAUUCCUCAGUACCAUCAAACAAAAGUACUGAGGAUGUCAAUCCAAUUAUGGUAGAAACUGAAAGAACUGAAAAUGAUGUGUCAAAAUUAAAAAACAUAUUUACUGACGAAGAAAAUCCUGUCUUGGUGAAUCAAUCUAAUGAACUCAGCUCACAAAAAAUGGAAUCUAGUCAAACAGAAGAUAAUAUAAUGAAUGCCUUCAAUGUAUCUUCAAAAGCAAAAGAUAAUAUAAUGAAGGCCUCCAACGUGUCACCGAAAACAAAAGAUAAUAUGAUGAACUCUUCUGAUGUGUCAACAGAAGUACACAAUUACAAAAGAACUGUUGAUUUAGAUUUUUCAGACAUUGAGCUUGGACCUUUCAAUCUAAUAAACAAUGUGGAAACAAAACUAGUUCCCCAAUGCCUUUCUCCACAAACAUUUAGAAAUUUAUAUGGUCUUAUGUGUGACAAAAUGACAUCUGGUGAAUUGUAUGACUCUGAAUCAUCUGACAAAACAGAGUCUCCUGAUGAAUUGAAUGACUCGGAAUUCCCUCUUUCACAAAGCAUGCCUAAUGAAAAGAGUGUAGAUGACAAAUGGGAAACUAGCUUCUUAGGGUGUGAGGAAAUGACUACGUCACACUCAUUUCCGAAAAUUCAAUAUCUUAAAAAUCUAGACCUAAUACCUUCUUUUUGCGAAACAGCUAAUAUUGCACAACAUGAAGCUUCCAUGGAUGAGCCAGCAUCUCUUGAGUGUUUAUCAUCUGGUAACAAUGAGCCUAUAAGCAGGCUUACAAAAAGCUUCAUAACAUAUAGUUCUGUGCUUCCACGACUUUUCUUUGGUAUAGAUGCAAACAGAUUUAGUGACCUGUUCACUGACUCACCUGAAGCAGAAACAGAGAAGCAUACUCUUUUCAUUGAUAAUACGUUAGCUGGCAAUAAUAGUAUUGUCUCUGAAACAAGCAAUUUAACAACUGCUGUAAAAAAUAAUCCUCAAUCAAGGCGUAAAGCUAAUGCAGAUAAUAAAAGUGGUGUUUUGUCCAGAAAUUCUUCUACUCAAAUCAAGAAAAGAGGACGUAAACCUUUGGUGUUCAAUAGUAGCAAACGAGAGAGAACGAUCUCCAACUGUGCAACUUGUUUCGUGUCUGAAACAGACCCUUUAACAUCUGUCGUAAAAAAUAAUAGACAAAAUAAUUCUCGAUCAAGGCGUGAAGCUGAUGCAGAUUAUAAAAGUGGUGUUGGUGCUGUGAAUACUAGAACUAAUAUUGGAGACAAAAUAUUUAAUAAAAGAGAUUCAUAUAAGUCUUUGCCCAAAACGAAUUUAGAUUUAAACAGCACAGUAAUCGAAAAGAAUGUCAACGAUCUAAAAACACCAACUAAACUAAAUUUAAACCAUACUGGAAAUGGAGAAAAGUUUGUAAAUAAGGAAUCGCUUGAUUCAAACUCUCACCCUGUAAGCAAAAUAGUUGAUGUGAAAUCUCUUAACAAUGAUAAUAAUAUAAACCAGAAUUCUAAUGUCUGUGAGGUAGAAAAAAAUAAUGUUGUCAAGCUAUUAAGAAAAUGUAAAGGUCUGAGCAUUACCCUUGAAGACUGUUUAUCUCCAAUACAAAAAAGAACCAUAUUUUCCAAUGCUCAUUCAUUAAAAAUUGACUUUGGAAGUCUUCCAGAAGAUUCAAAAAAGAAAUUAAAUGAUAAUGAUUUAACUGCUGAAAAAACAUCAAAAGUAUGCAAAAUAGAUUGUCUUAAGUUAGUUGACGAUGAUACAUUUGGUAAUAUUAAUUACAAUUCUAAAGCUAGUCACACAGAAGAAGAAAUUGCUCCCCAGCUAUUAAAUAAAUGCAGAAAUCUAAGUAUUAUUAUUAAGGACUGCUUAUCACCUCUACGAAAAAGAAACAUUGUCUGCAAUGAGCAGACAUCUUCAACAAACGAUAGUUUGAAAAAUGACUUUCAGGCUGUUUGCAAAACUUCAGAAGAAAAUAUAAGUGACAAUUUUACGGAUGAUAAUGUAAAUUACUAUUCUAAUAUCUGUGAUAUAGCGAAUGACAAUAUUUCUCAGCUAUUAAAUAAAUGCAAAACUGUUGUCUCUAAUGAAGACUGCUUAUCAUUAACACAAAAUAAAAAUGAUCUUCAAGAUAUUUCAACGGUUUCAGAAAAGGAACUAAGAGAUGCUAGUAAUGUUAAAAAAUGUAUUCAAAUUGACUUGAAUCAUGAUUCUGAAAGCCCACAAGUUUCAGAAGCUAAUAUAUCACCUUCAAAAAUUUUGCCAUCAAAUAUCUACUCAAAUCAAGAAUUAAAUGAAGAUAGCAACUCUUUUGUCUCAAGAAUUGGAUCAAAUGUUAAAUUUCAAUCUUGUGUUAAAAAUAGCGGAAAUAAAGAACAUUCCUUAACAAAUGGUAAAAAAUCUUCACCUGAUGAUACAAACUCUGUUAAAACUAACACUCUUCCUUCUCACGGUGUUUCAUUAAAUAAUGACUCAGUCAUUACCAAAGAAAUUUCUUCCACCAACUCUGGUACUUUGUCGAAUCAAAGUUUAUCAUUACUGCAAAAAUGUAAACCUUUAAAAAUUGUGCUUAAAGAUUAUUUUAGGACCCAAAACUUGGAUGCUUCACUUUACCUUAGUAGCCAAGUAGUUGAUAAUUUUGUAAAUUAUCAUUCUCAACUGUCAACUCUUAAUGUACCUGGCUCUAUUGUACCUAAAAAUUGUUCCUCAACUCAGUUAAGUAUGAGCAAAAUCUCCGAUUCAUCACUGUUUCUUAGCAGUCAAGUUGUUGAAGAUUUUGUAAGUUAUCAAACAAAAGAGUCAACUCUUGAAGUAUCUGAGUCUACUUUUCUUGAAGAUUGUCCAGAGUCUCAAAUAAUGACCCAAAAUUCAGAUACAUCAUUACAUCUUUCCAGCCAGGUAGUCAGCGAUUUUGUAAAUUUUCAGUAUCAAGAAUCUUGUUCCGAAGUGUCUAAAUAUUCUACUGUACAUAAAGAUAGUUUUGAAAAUUCUGAAGCUUCAUUGUAUCUGAGUAGCCAAGUUGUUAAUGAUUUUGCAAAUUUUCAGUCUCGAGAAUCCACUCUUGAAGUGCCAGACUGUUCUGGCUUUUCAGGCGAAUGCACUCUGACUGAAUCCUUAAGAAAAUCCUGUAAGCGUAUGGAUUCAUGUGAAUUCGAUGAGAACUUUGUAUACAGCAAAAAGGCUAAAAUGAAAGAGUUAAGAAUUUUGACUCAAUCUGAACUGCCCCUUUUGGCUGAAAAUUCCAAACCACAAAAUGUCACAGUUAAAAAAAAGAACCCUGCAACUUGUAAAUCUCCUUCAUGUACGAGUACAAAAAAGAAGAAUGGAAAUGAAUCACCUGCUCAAAUAAAAGAAAUUACCAGAUCUAGCUCACGGAAUAAUAAAAGACUGGGUGUAGUUGAUCAUGAAAAAAAUAAUAUUUCUGAAAAGUCUUUUGAUAAUUCCUCUAUUCCAUUUUUGGAAUACAUUCAGAGCUCACUUUUGGAACAAAAUGAAGAUUUGAAACGUCCUCAAACCUCUAUUAAUGUCAGUCUUGAAGGCAACAAUAGUAAAUUUAACCGAUCCUCUGAAAAAUCAUCUGUGUCUAGUAUAAUCUGUUUGGAAAAGCAGCAAGUGAAAAGUAAUUCUUUAGAGUAUGUGUCAUAUUUUGAAAAGAAACCACAUAGAAAAAAUAAUGUGAAGAAACCUGAAAGAGCCUCGAGAUUGAGAUCUAUAAGUUCUUUAUGCUGGAAUAAUGAUUAUGUGAGUUCUAGUGGAAGAAAUUUUUCUCCUGAAAUGAAUAAUGAGGAAGUUUUAAUAAAUGUUAAUAAGAAGAAUACUACCAAACAGAAAUCACCCCUUGAAACUGUACCAAAGUGCACAGUGGACUCUUGUUUUGAUAUCUUCCCUAAAGGAGUAGCUCUUUGUUUCAAAACAUUAGAGCAAAUUGUGUUCACAGAAGAUGGUGUUAAAUUCAUCAUCCAUUACAUUGCUAAUGGACUGAGUGAUGCUGCUAAGGCAACCGAUAAUCGGGAUGUAAUACUUUACAUCCUCAAGUAUCUUUCUAUGUCUCAAAGAAAUCCCAUUGCCGUCUUUCGAGACACUAAAGAUCCUUCUGCACUCUUGCCACUGGUCGAGAGUUGUCUUGCUUCUGCUAUCCUCAUUGUUAACUCUAAUUUAAAAGACUCUGAUUGGUUACCUGAUUUAAUCAAUGUGAUGUAUCAGAUGAUUCUUUCAAAAGCAUCUUUAUCUCUUUUUGCUUUAUGUUCAAUGUGCAGAGUUCUUAUUGAAGUUUGCAAGCAGCUGCAGAAUAAGGAAAUACCCAUCACAUUUGCCUGUGACGUGCUGAAAAUGAAACAUAAAUACUCCAUAAUGUUGAUAACCUAUAUUGUUGGAUUGUGGCCUGAGCUUUUUUACCUACCUUUAGAGGCACCUGAUGAAGAGAAAAUUUUCUAUGGUGCCUUGCAUUAUGGAGCUCUGAAGAAAUGCCAGGAAAUAAAAUUUAAAGAUCAUAUAACGUGUGUCAGUCUCCUCAAUGAAUUAAUGAUAAUACCUGCUAUUUUAGAUGUAGAUUGUUGUACAGAUAUUUUGAUCAAAGAUAUAAAAGAAAUGUGCCUGAAAGCUCCCAGUGAAAAUGAGGUGAUGAUGUCAACUAUUCCAUUAUUAAUAUUUGCUGCUCAAGAAGGCUGGCAGUGGGCCAAAGAUAAGCUACUAGAACCACACAUUAUCCCUGCUAUAACUGCCUAUUCAGAAUUGGACACAAAUGAGAAAGCUCUUACUAUAUUCUGCAAUCUUUAUGCUGAAAUUUGCUUUUUCUCACCUGAUGGAACCUACCCAGAAUUAUUUCUUAUGAACUGCUUUGAAAAGCAUUCAUCAGAUGUUGGAUAUAACUUGAUACAAGAUGCUACUGCUUUAACCUCUUUAAAAUUAAUCGUUUUUCGAGGGCAGCAACUUCCACAGAAUUUGGCGGAUUGGAUAGCAGCCAAUGACUUUUCUCCUAAAGUUUCCGAACUUUAUGCAUAUUUUCAGAGAAAACUUAUGCAUUCCAAACCUGAUAUUUCAAAGAAAGAAAUCUUUUGACCUGAUUUCUCCUUUCUGAAGCUGUGAUUCAUCUGAUGUUUGGUUAUGUUUCAAAAAUAACGAUGUAAAUAUACCAAAAAUUUACUGUUUAAAAAAUAAUAUUCACUGUUGAGAAAUCAGCUCAAAAAUUAUCUUAAAGAUUCCUGUUUAAAAACUUAUAGAUCUAUUUUGAGAAAUUCGAAAGAUUUGUCUAUACAAUUAAAAUUCUAAAAUUAGGCUUAAUGCAAAUAAAUUAGUUGAUAAAUAUUCACUAACUCACUUUAUAAAAGCAUUUGUACAUGUUUAAAAUUAUGUUACAUAAGAUUUAUGUUUUUAUUCACCAGAGUUAGAUUCUUUUAUAAACAAACCGCAACUUGAAUUUUUCUUUUAUAAUGAAAGAAGAAACGAGGAUUGCGUCUUGUAGUUUGCUCCAGCUCUCUUGAAGCUAAAUCCUCUUCAUAAAAUUUGUAUAUAAUUCAAUUUUCAUUGUAUUUUUCAUCAUUGUGUUUGUGUAUACUGUGGGUACCCAAUUCAGAUUAUAUUCUUUCAUAAAUAAAACCUGAGUUAAAUUUUUCUUUGUUUUUUCUUAAAUAAAGGGGAGGAACGAAAUCUGUAGAUUGUUUCAACUCUCAUGAAAAUAAUGCUCUAAAUAGUGUUAUAACAAUUUGUAUAAUUUAAUUUCCAUUGUAUUUUUUAUCAUUGUGUUUGCGUGUUUUAAAAUGUUUAUAUUAUGCCAAGUUAAAUUAGAUUCACACAAAAAUAAACAAACCAUGAUUGGAACUCUCCUUUGUAUAUUUUCUUUUAUGUAUAUAAAAAAAAAGUGAAUUGCAUCCUGUGAUUGCUUUAACUCUUGUGAAGCUAAAUCCUUUCCUUAGAUGUUUUAUAAUUUCUAUAAUUAAAUUUUUAUUGAAUUUUUUAUUGUGUUUCUGUGAACCCAAGUUGAAUUAGAUUCUUUCAUAAAUGUAACACGAAUUGAAUAAUUGGGAGGAUUGAAUCCUGUUGAUUGCUUCAGCUCUCAUGAAGUUAAAUGCUCUCCAUAGAUGUUUUACAAAUUAUAGCUCAAUUUUCAUUGUGUUUUUGUCACGUUUAUGUGUAUUAUGUCAACCAAAGUUAAAUUAGAUUCUUUCAUAAGUAAACAACGAGUUGAAUUAGUCUUUAUAUUUUUUCUUUUAUGAAGGGGAAAAAAAGAGUAUUAUCCUUUCGAAUGCUUCAGCUCUAAUAAAGCUAAAUGCUUUCCAUAGAUUUUUUAUAACUUAAUUUUCAUUGUGUUUGGGCAUAUUUUGUGAACUCAAGCUAAAUUAUCUUUUUUCAUAAAUUAUAUAUAUAAACAAUGUGUUGAAUAUUUUUUUUUACUCUUUUUUUUCCUUAUUAAAGAGAGGGAUUGCAUCCUGUUGAUUACUUUUGAGCUUAUGAAGCCUUGAUGCUCUCCAUAGUCUUUUUACAAUUUCAACAUUUUUAUAAUUAAAUUUUCAUUUUUUUUCCUUACUUGACAAUUGGGUGCCUGUUUUGCUAUAUAUUAAUUUCCAUUCAUCACUAUUGAAUUUCAAGGAAACUUUUUAUAACAAAUAGGCUCAAAAAAUAUUGUUAAAUAAAAAAAAAAAAUUUCUGAGA